AUGUCCACACUACGGCACUUCCUCCGUUCUUUCUUCCAGCAGCCGGCCAUACAUCCCGGUGCUAGAAAAUCUUCCACAACCUUAGCUUCGGUCCUCGCAAUAUCAAUGGCUUCGUAUUCGACCACCGUCACGAAAAUUCCCGACUUAGGCCCCUCGCCCGAUGAUGCUUCCGCAAAGCCCCAUCACGUUAAGAAGAACGGCGUGACCGUCGGCUUCAAGAACAUACAUCCCUCUUAUGCAGAUGGCGUAGGCCCUCUAAAGAUCAUCAAGCAUGUUGUCUGGCCAAGCCUGACAGGCAAAUUGCCAUCUCCGGACGUGACGCCCCCGACCGUCUCUGUAGUCAAGCCUGAUUUCCUGCCUACCCGUACAGCAUCCAGCAACCUCCGUGCAACCUGGCUUGGUCAUGCGUGCUACUACGUCGAGUUUCCCUCUGGCUUGCGCGUGCUCUUUGACCCAGUCUUUGAGGACCGCUGCUCGCCUUUUUCCUUCAUGGGUCCGAAGCGGUAUACUCCCAAGCCCUGCGACCUCGCCGACAUCCCCUUUGUGGACGCCGUCCUUAUUAGUCACAGCCAUUACGAUCACCUUUCUCACGAGUCUGUCCUCACGAUUCAGAAGCACAAUCCUAAUGCCCAUUUCUUCGUCGGCAUGGGUUUGGAGUCAUGGUUUAAGAAUGCGGGCCUGAAAAACGUUACAGAACUGGAUUGGUGGGAGGAUGCCGAGCUGACACUGGCAAUAAACAAAGGCACUGCAGAAGAACCCGAGACUAUUGCCGCCCAGGUGUCGUGCCUCCCAUGCCAACAUACAUCCGCCCGCACACCAUUCGAUAAAGAUGUGACUCUUUGGGCUUCGUGGGGCGUCAAGUCAGGAGGCAAAUCGGUUUGGUUCGGAGGCGAUACUGGAUACCGUGCGGUUCCAUACGUCCCUCCAAACGUCGACGACUAUGGUCCUGAAUUUGCAUCCCUGCCAAUUUGUCCCCAGUUCAAGCAGAUUGGCGAGCUUAGAGGACCCUUUGAUCUUGGUCUCAUUCCGAUCGGUGCAUACUACCCCCGAGUGGCUUUUUCGCCGAUGCAUGCCAACCCUUUUGACUCGGUUGAGAUCUUCCAGGACACCAAAUGCGAACGCGCAAUGGGCAUUCACUGGGGGACAUGGGCACUGACCAUGGAAGAAGUAUUAGAGCCCCCUAAACUCCUUCAGCUGGCUAUGAAGCGGAAGGGUCUCCCAGAGACUGGUGUAUUUGACGUUUGUGACAUCGGCGAAAGUAGAGAGUUCAAAUGA
This is a messenger RNA of Colletotrichum truncatum, 1275 nucleotides long. RefSeq names its product nape-hydrolyzing phospholipase d. Gene Ontology annotation, biological process: N-acylethanolamine metabolic process; N-acylphosphatidylethanolamine metabolic process. Gene Ontology annotation, molecular function: N-acylphosphatidylethanolamine-specific phospholipase D activity. NCBI's taxonomy places the organism in Eukaryota, Fungi, Ascomycota, Sordariomycetes, Glomerellales, Glomerellaceae. Gene Ontology annotation, cellular component: cytoplasm; membrane-bounded organelle. The record is from RefSeq and is a predicted model, not a curated record.